AUGAUGGAAUCCAAAAAGCCCCCUGAUGGUGGAUGGGGCUGGGUGAUUGUCAUCGCCUCCUUCUUUACUCAGUUUCUGUGCUAUGGGUCCCCAUUGGCUGUUGGAGUCUUAUACAUCGAGUGGCUGGAUGUUUUCCGUGAAGGCAAAGGAAACACUGCCUGGGUUGGAUCCCUUGCCAAUGGAGUUGGCUUGAUUUUAAGCCCCAUCUGUAGCCUCUCUGUUGAAUCCUUUGGUGCAAGAGCCGUCACGAUCUUCAGUGGCUUCAUGGUGGCGGGGGGCCUCAUGAUCAGCGCCUAUGCCCCAAACCUCUAUUUUCUGUUUUUUUCAUAUGGAACUAUUGUCGGCCUUGGAUGUGGUUUAUUAUACACUGCGGCAGUGACCAUUACAUGCCAGUAUUUUGAUAAACGCCGAGGUCUUGCACUUGGCCUGAUUUCAACAGGUUCCAGCGUUGGACUUUUUAUAUAUGCUGCACUUCAGAGAGAACUGCUUGAACUGUAUGGAUUAGAUGGAUGUCUGCUCAUUGUGGGUGCCGUGGCACUAAAUAUAUUACCCUGUGGCAUUUUGAUGAGACCCUUGGGAUCUUCUACCAGCCCUCCACCAGAAAAAGCACCUGUUGAAAGUGUUUCUGCCCAAUACUCCAUAUACAAUGAGAAAGAAAAGACCCUAGAGGAGAAUGUUAGCAUCCUUGAAAAAGGCUACAGCGAAGAAAAAUUUGUGAGACCUUUGACCAUUAGUGCUUCCAAACAAGAGAGUUCAUUACAUGAGAAGGAAGCAGCCACAGCACAGACGAAAGAAACUGAUGUUUACAAAAAGAAAGUCGUGGAAAAGAAGUAUUUUUGUAAACAGCUGGCCAAGAGAAAAUGGCAGCUGUGCCAGAGCUACUGGGCAGGAACAGUUCUCUUAUUCAAGAAUAAAGUCUUUUCUGCACUUUUUGUUGCUAUCUUGCUUUUUGACAUUGGGGGCUUUCCACCCUUGCUGAUGAUGGAAGAUGUUGCCAGAAGUGCAAACGUGAAGGAGGAAGAAUUCGUCGUGCCUCUUGUUUCAAUCAUAGGCAUUAUGACAGCUGUUGGAAAGAUUGUCUUGGGCAUGCUGGCGGAUGUCAAGUUCAUCAACACUGUCUAUCUCUAUGCGGCCACCUUAGUACUGAUCAGCCUGACCUUGUGUGCAAUUCCCUUUGCCAAAAGCUAUGUCUCAUUGGCAGUACUUUCUGGGAUGAUAGGGUUUUUAACUGGCAACUGGUCCAUCUUCCCAUAUGUGACUACCAAGACUGUGGGAAUUGAGAAAUUGACCCAUGCCUAUGGGAUUUUAAUGUUCUUUGCAGGAGUUGGAAAUAGCCUGGGACCACCCAUUGUUGGUUCGUUUUAUGACUGGACGCAGAGCUACGACAUCGCGUUCUACUUUAGUGGCUGUUGUGUUCUGCUCGGCGCGUUGAUUCUGCUGCUUGCUGCCAUUCCUUGGGGGAACAUGUGCCACAAAGCCAGCACCAAGCCAGCCUCAAGGCCUUAUGUGUACCGAGCCGCGUCUCAAGCGUAGGGGACACGGGGAUGCCUCUUAAUGCCAUUUUAUGCUCUCUCUCUAGCAAAGUCCUAAAGAGGUUUUGCAAGUGGCUCAAGUAGUCAAGACUCUUUUUCUAUUAGACCAAUUCCCUGGUGGCUGGCUCUGAGCCACCAUCGCCAUCCCUCUCCCCCAGCCUCGUUGGGCUGUAUUAUCUUGUUGCCCAUUAAGUGGGUCUCUUUUGCUACACUGUCACCCUCAAGGUCUUGAAAUGGCUGCAAACUUAGAUGGCACAAGGAGAUGCCUCUCUGCAUCAAGGAGUGACAUUUCCCUACCCACUUUGCCAGCCCCAUAAUGAGAUACCCAGAAAGGGAAGUCUUCUGCAUUUCAAACUGUGAAGCAGCCAGUCUAAUGAGAUGCACACAGAUGCCACUGGGGUC
Trichosurus vulpecula (common brushtail) is the source of this 1934-nucleotide messenger RNA. RefSeq names its product solute carrier family 16 member 9 (gene SLC16A9). The record is from RefSeq and is a predicted model, not a curated record. Bases 1 to 1533 code for a protein of 510 amino acids. NCBI's taxonomy places the organism in Eukaryota, Metazoa, Chordata, Mammalia, Diprotodontia, Phalangeridae. Gene Ontology annotation, biological process: monocarboxylic acid transport; transmembrane transport. Gene Ontology annotation, molecular function: monocarboxylic acid transmembrane transporter activity. The transcript is spliced from 5 exons.